Messenger RNA from Blastocystis hominis, 1473 nucleotides. RefSeq lists its product as hypothetical. NCBI's taxonomy places the organism in Eukaryota, Bigyra, Opalinata, Blastocystidae. The transcript is spliced from 3 exons. The coding region runs from base 1 to 1473 and encodes 490 amino acids. The record is from RefSeq and is a predicted model, not a curated record.
AUGACCGUGGAGGAAUUAAUACUACAAAACUUCAGAGAAGCAGAACAAAGAAAGAAGACACGCACACAAGGCGAUAUCUCCAGCACAAUACCGGAUGCGCCAAUAGAAAGACCAUCUAUGGAUAUUCCAGAACCAGGAGAAGAGGUAUAUUACUCAAAUGAAAUAUGGAAUCAAACACCAGAAACCUCUAUUGCACCUCAACAUGAAUUUCAGAGAAUACCAGUACCAAGAGGAACAUCUGCCGUAACGAAGAAGAAAUUAAUAGAUCAACAGGAAGAAAUAAUGAAACUAAGAAAAGAGCUACAAAAUAUGCAAGACGAUCUAGAAAGCUUAUGGGAUAAACAAAUAACAACACAACAAGAAUUAGAAAUGGCACAAUCAGAAAAGGAGGGCAUGAAAGACGAAUGGAAGGAGCAGCAACAAAAUUUAAUGCGUCUAAUGAGCCAAUACGAGGAAGAGCUACAAAAAACAUCAAACAGAGCGAUAUACUACGAAAAUGAACUACAUCGCAGAGAAUCAGACUUCCAAGAGAAUAAAAAAUUCUGGGAGGAAACCAAACAAAAACAGACACAGCAUAUAAGACAGCUACAAAAAGAAAUGGAGGACAUGAACAGAGAUUUCAUUACUACAAUGCAAACAGCUGAUCACAGAUUAAAAAACAUGGAACUAAACUUACGUGACAAAGAACAACUAAUGAGAGAAAGAGAGCAAAGACAUCAAAGACAAAUGAAUGAAAUUUACACCUCCUUUAGCGUAGCACUAGAUCAGCAAAGACAAAACGCAGAGAGAAGAUUACUCACAGAAAGAAGUCAAGCAGAGGCACAUAUACUAUCUCAAGAAGAGAGACUACAAAACCAAGAACAACUAAUAAAUCAACAAGUGAAUGAACUAAAUCGACAGGACACAAUAAUACAAGAACAACAAGCGGAAAUACUACACAAUGAAAAUACAAUCGCUGAUAUGCAUGAACAAAUGUACCAAAUGAAUGAAAGACAAAACGAAAUUAUAACAACGGCAUACGCAGAACCUGGUUCAUCACUAAUGACAGCAAACCAUCUCGCAAUAGCAGGGUACAGAAAAGCAAUUGGUGAUGGAAGAGAAAUAAUAUGGGACGCUGCAACACUAACUAAUGGAGGAAAUCACUAUGUUAUUCCUAAUCUCGAAAAAUCUUACUUCGUAAACUGGGUAAAGAGCAACACACUAGACAAACUAGCAUUAAAACAUGGAUUACUAAAGAAACGCGGAACAGGAUAUAUUAAUUACCAUUUAUGGGGCGAUAAUUAUAUCAGUGGAAGAACAGCAUACAAUACUAUAUUACAAUUUACUGACGCGACGAACAAAGUUUUAAACGCAGCUGAAAAAGCAAAACAAGGACUACAAAUCAACACAGAUGAACAAUUAGCAAUAGGUGUAGCAAGUAGAAUCUACCAAGAUCCAGAAGCAACAGGAAAUAGAAGACAAGUCUUAAUGUAA